This is a messenger RNA of Carcharodon carcharias (great white shark), 8804 nucleotides long. RefSeq names its product bromodomain and WD repeat-containing protein 3-like. Gene Ontology annotation, cellular component: nucleus. The record is from RefSeq and is a predicted model, not a curated record. Gene Ontology annotation, molecular function: protein binding. Bases 216 to 5717 code for a protein of 1833 amino acids. Lineage: Eukaryota; Metazoa; Chordata; Chondrichthyes; Lamniformes; Lamnidae. Gene Ontology annotation, biological process: regulation of transcription by RNA polymerase II; regulation of cell shape; cytoskeleton organization. The transcript has 40 exons.
GGGAAGCGGAGGUGGCCGGGCCCGGGGCUCAGACAAACAGCGGCCGGGGCGACAUUCUUUAUUUUUUAAAAAAAAAUAACACACACAUAUACAAAAAAAAAACCUUUUAUUCAAAAAUAUAUAUAUAUACAUAUACAAAUUACAAACAAGAAAAUCAUGUAUUAAAAAUCCAUAAUUGAAAUCCAAGUGUAUAAUUAAAAAAAAUUAAGGGAAAAAUGGCCGAGACAACCGCUACCUCUCCUAAAGUCUCUCCAUUAGAAUCAGAGCUCUACUUCCUAAUCGCUCGCUUUCUCUCGGCGGGUCCUUGCCAAAAGUCCGCGGAGAUGCUGGUGAAGGAGCUGGAGGAGAAUGAGCUACUCCCGAAGCGUCUAGACUGGGAAGGUAACGAGUACCACAGGAGUUAUGAAAACUUUGUUUUAUCAAAUCAGCAUGUGCCCCCUGAUUAUCUGCUGCGGAUUUGCCAGCGAAUUGGCACAUUACUGGAUAAAGAGGUUCCUUCAAGUGUGUCUGGAGUACAGUCCCUACUUGGUGCAGGCCGGCAGUCCCUACUUCGAACUGCAAAAGAUUGCAAACAGGUCGUAUGGAGGGGCUCAGCUUUUGCAGCCCUUCAUAGAGGAAGACCACCUGAAGUGCCCAUUACCUUUGGGAGCCCACCUAGUGUUGUGGAGAUUGUCCGUGGCAGACAGUUGACAGGAAGUGGGCGUUUUAGUUCAAUUUUUCCAGCCAGUACCUAUCAGCAUAUAAAGAUGCACCGCAGGAUUCUUGGACAUCUGUCUUCUGUGUACUGUGUUGCUUUUGAUCGCACAGGGCACAGGAUUUUUACUGGCUCUGAUGACUGUCUGGUGAAGAUCUGGGCCACACACACUGGUCGAUUAUUGUCCACCCUACGUGGCCACUCCACUGAAAUUUCUGACAUGGCUGUGAAUUAUGAGAACACUAUGCUAGCUGCUGGCAGCUGUGAUAAACUAAUUCGAGUUUGGUGCUUAAGAACAUGUGCCCCAGUAGCUGUGCUACAGGGGCACACGGGAUCCAUUACCUCUCUGCAGUUUAGCCCUAUGGGCAAAGGUUCAGUACGGUACAUGGCUUCUACAGGAUCUGAUGGGAGUGUUUGCUUUUGGCAGUGGGAUCCGACUACUCUGAAAUUCAAGAAUCAGCCAUUGAAAUUUACGGAGCGAUCCAGACCAGGUUCUCCAAUGAUUUGUUCCUCAUUCAGUGUUGGUGGUAUGUUCCUAGCAGCUGGCAGCAGUGAUCAUGUGAUCAGAAUAUAUUACCUUGGAUCUGGAAUCCCUGAGAAGAUUUCUGAAUUAGAAUCUCAUCUGGACAAAGUAGACAGUAUUCAGUUCUCCAACAAUGGUGACAGAUUGGUCAGUGGUAGCAGAGAUGGAACAGCACGGAUCUGGCAGUACCAGCACCAGGAAUGGAAAAGUAUCUUGCUGGACAUGGGUGCUCAAUUGCCAGGAACCAAUUCCUGUCCAGGGGAUGAUAAGGUCACAAAACUUAAAGUGACUAUGGUUGCAUGGGACCGUCAUGACAACAAUGUCAUCACUGCUGUGAAUAACCAUACUUUAAAGGUGUGGAAUUCAUAUUGUGGGCAGUUGCUGCACAUCCUAAUGGGUCAUGAAGAUGAAGUGUUUGUUUUGGAGCCACAUCCAUUUGACGCGAGAAUUAUUUUGUCUGCUGGCCAUGAUGGCAAUGUCUUUAUUUGGGACAUUACUAAAGGCACAAAAUCUCACCAUUACUUUAACAUGAUUGAAGGCCAAGGUCAUGGUGCUGUAUUUGAUUGCAAGUUUUCACCAGAUGGCCAGCACUUUGCCUGCACAGACUCGCACGGACAUCUGCUUAUAUUUGGGUUUGGAUGUAGUAAAUUGUAUGAAAAGAUUCCGGAACAAAUGUUUUUCCAUACUGACUAUCGUCCGCUAAUUCGUGAUGGCAACAAUUUUGUCUUAGAUGAGCAAACUCAACAGGCUCCCCAUCUCAUGCCACCACCUUUCCUGGUGGAUGUGGAUGGAAAUCCUCAUCGAACAGAAUACCAGCGAUUGGUGCCAGGACGUGAAAACUGUCUGGAUGAGCAGCUCAUACCACAACUAGGAUAUGUGGCAACAAGUGAUGGUAAUGUUGUGGAACAAGUAAUUGGGCAGCAAACAAGUGACCAAGAUGAGCAGAACAUGGAACUUAGUGUUCUGGAUGGCAUAAUCCGAAAUUUACAACUGGAGCAAGACCAGCGGAUGGGAUCUGAGCAACAUGGGACAAAUAAUCCACCCAACAGGAUCAGCACACCUGCAAGAGUUUUAAGGAACCCAAGCUCUGAUAUUCUGUCACCGCCAAAUGUGGGACUGCGUCGUAGUGGGCAGAUUGAAGGUGUUCGUCAGAUGCAUCACAAUGCUCCCCGCAGUCAAAUAGCCACAGAAAGAGAUAUCAUGGCUUGGAAACGAAGAGUGGUAGUACCAGAUAUUCCACCUAGUGUGAACAGGAUGCAGGAAGAUUUUAGGAUUGCCAAAAGUGAAGAGGAAAUUGCCUUGUAUGCAAGAGAGAAGAAAAGACGACCAGUUCACUCUGCACAAAGGAAUGAUUCCUUGGACUCAUCUGAAUACACAAAAAGAAAGAUGAGGGCACAGCGUCGUGAGCAGCUCAAAUAUCGAACUCGUGCCGCUGUUGAAGAAUUAGCUCAAUUUUUCCAUGAAGAAGCAGAAGAGGUUAGCUCUGAAGAGGAAAGUAAUUCAGCAGAGGGCAGUGGAGGCUCUUCAGAGGAAUGGCAGAGUGAAUCUAACAGCUCAAGUGAUUCUUCGAGUGAGUAUUCAGAUUGGACAGCAAAUGCAGGAAUUAAUCUUCAGCCACCCAAAAGACCAACCAGACAGCGAGCUCCACGCCUAGUGAGCAGCUCAGAAGAUGAACAAGAUGAUAAAGUUAAAGAACUGUGGAAUCAAAAGCUAAAGAAACCUAAAGGAAGACCACGAAAGAGACCAAAUCCUGUGCCAACUGGAGAAGGUGCAAUUUUAGAGGAAUGGCAUCCACCAAAGUGGAUCACAGAUACUGUACCACGUAGGUCACCUUAUGUUCCACAGAUGGGUGAUGAGGUUGUCUACUUUCGUCAAGGCCAUGAAGCCUAUGUUGAAGCUGUCAAAAAAGCAAAAAUAUACACCAUUAGCUUACGCAAGCAGCCAUGGCAUAAACUGGAACUUAGGGAUCAAGAAUUUUUAAAAAUUAUUGGACUAAAAUAUGAAGUUGGACCUCCUACACUAUGCUGCCUAAAACUUGCCUUCAUAGACCAGGAUACAGGCAAAAUUAUGGAUAAGUCAUUUUCUCUGAAGUGCGUUCACUGGUAUCAUGACAUGCCUGAUGUGAUUGAUUUCCUUGUACUACGUCAAUUUUAUGAUGAAGCAAGGGAAAGGAAUUGGAAAGCUAGUGACAAAUUUCGAUCUAUAAUAGAUGAUGUUUGGUGGUUUGGAACAGCGUUAAGUCAAGAACCCUUCCAGCCGAUGUAUCCCGAUAGUAAUUUCCAGUGUUACACAGUUCGCUGGGAGAAUAAUGAAAUUGAAAGGCUCAGUCCUUGGGAUAUGGAACCUAUUUCUGAAAAUGCUGAAUAUCCUGAUGAUCCUAGUGCUGGUGUUCCUGUGACUGUGGAAGAGUUAGAAGCUCUGCUCUACAAACCUCAAGAGGGAGAGUGGGGAGAAAGAUCACGAGAUGAAGAAUGUGAACGUAUUAUAAGGGGCAUUGAUGACCUUCUGACACUUGAUAUAGCAACUCCCUUUAAUGCUCCUGUGGAUCUUCGGGCAUAUCCUAUAUAUUGUAUGGUGGUUUCCUACCUUACAGACCUCAGCACCAUCAGAAUGAGGCUGGUCAAUAGAUUUUACAGGAGGAUUAGUGCACUUGUGUGGGAGGUGAGGUACAUAGAACACAAUGCAAGAACUUUCAAUGAACCAGAUAGCCCGAUUGUUACAUCAGCGAGGAGAAUCACUGACCUGCUUCUAAAGUUCAUUGAGAAUAAAGACUCUAUUGAUAUUUUUGAGAUUUGGAGUACCAUGGAGAAUUGUUCACUGGACUCUCAGGAAGAGGAUGAGGAAGAUGAUGAGGCAGUGAAUGCUGUUGUUGCAGGAACGUCUACUGCUAGGAGAAACCAUGUAAGGCACCAAUUGGGACAGAGCCUGAACUAUGAUAUCAGCACAUGGAAAACUCAAUGUAGAGAACUAUUGGAGAUCCUGUUUCAGUGUGAAGAUUCUGAACCUUUCAGGCAGCCUGUGGACCUCGCUGAAUACCCAGAUUACAGGGAUAUUAUACACACUCCAAUGGACUUGGCAACUAUAAAAGAAGCAUUAGAAAUGGAAAAUUAUGAAAGCCCUAUAGAACUUUGCAAAGAUGUGCGAUUAAUCUUCAGCAACGCUAAAGCCUAUUCCCCAAACAAAAAAUCUAAGAUAUACAGCAUGACUCUGAGGUUGUCUGCAUUCUUUGAGGACCAAAUUCGAACAAUUGUCUCUGACUAUAAAACAGCUCUAAAAUACAAUAAAAGGAGUCAGCACAAACAGAGAUACAAAAAACGCCUACAUAGCUCUGAAGCCUCCAGGUCAAGUAGCAGAGCCUCCAGUCCAGAACGAAAACGAAAACCAAUGAAGCCUCCAGCAAAAGUGGAACAUCCUUCCAAAAGAUCUACCUCAUUACAUUCAUCUCAGAACAGCACAAGUAGUACUGGAGAUAGUGCCUGCAGCGAUGCUUCUGAGCAUUCUUCUACAUCACCUAGAGUAAGGAACAUGAGGGCCAAGACAACUGCCCUAACUUUAAAAAAAGAAAGAAAAAAAGACUUGCCCAAUGGGUCAGUUGGAUCAACAACAGUAUCAGAACAUGAAGACUCCAGUGAAAGUUCUGCUGAAGAAAAUGAAAGUGCCAUGAAGUCUACAGCUUCUUCUUUGAAUGGUGCUUGGGCAGAGUCUGUGGCUGGCAGCAGUAGGACAAUAAGAAAGCAUGUGUCACCUAAACAAAAAACAGAAACAGAAACAAGUGAUACUCAGGUAAAUGGGGACAACAGAAAAUUGGCCCGUCAGACUACGGCAGCUAAGAAACGCAAGAUCUUGAGUGAUUCUGAGGAAGAAGACGCCGAUUCUGAGAAAGAACAGGAGAUGUUAGGUGCAAUUAAGAGAAGAAAGUAUGCCUAUGUUUUGGAAGAAGAUGACUCUCUGUCUGACAGCCAGCAGCAGCAGGAAGGAGAAGCCCAAAAACCUAGUUCAAGUAGCAGUACCAGUUCUGGGACUGAAAGCAGCUCAAGCUCCAGUUCUGAAUCAAAAUCCCAGUCAGACUCUGAAUCUCGAUCUAUUUCUGAUUUGGAUAGCGAUUACAAUGUGAAAGCAAAGACAAAAGUGAAAUCAAAGAUAAAAGUGAAAGCAAAGACAAAAUUGAAGAGAGGAAGACCUAGAAAAGUUAAAGGGAGAGGAAAAAACAAAGUAGCAGUUUCCAAAAAAGUCACCAGUAGGUUAGAAUAUAAGAAGCAGCAAAAGAUCUUGGACAGCGAUGAUGAAGAAGGGGAUGAUGAUGAUGAUGACUCUGAUUAUGUAAAACGGGAUUGUGUUUGUAGACCAUCUGCGAUAAGGACCAGAAAUCAAGGCAGAAGAACUGUAAGAUAUGAUGAUUAUGACUCAGAUACAGACAGUGUUUUACAAAAUGAGAUUGCUAACCAUGGAGUGUCCAGGUCUGGACGGGUACGGCGAAUGCCCAUGAGAGUGAGAGACUGAGAUGUAGCCAUUUAUUGGCAUUGUACCACUGUGAAUUUGUUUUCUCUAAAAUUUCAGGGAUUAUAUUUAUAUUUUUCUGGAUUUAUUUUCUGGGGAAGUGGGGCAGCUGGCUGUGCUCGGACACAAAAUCAUGACCGAUAUAACAACCAUUAAGGAACGUGUAGUAACAGCACAAGAAACUGCAGUAGUACAUAAGGCAACCCUAGCGAUAUCUGUGGAUCAUGCUAGAAAAGUGUGUAUAACUUAGUUUUUUUCUACUAUUAUAAGCACUACAGCUAAGGUUAUUUAUUUUUGCUUCCUUGCAUGCAUUUUAAGCCAACUGAACAGCAUAUCUUUGUCUCACCAGUGAUCAAAGCAGUUAUCUUCCACAUUUAGACACUGGAUAAUGGCAGCAGGACGAAACACGAGUUUUACAUCCAUCAACUUUUUAUGAUUUGUGAUAAUAUCUUUGCAUCAAUUGAAUUUAUGUUCAAUUCAAAUAAUUUUGCCUCAAGCUUGUGUAUCUUAAUGCCAGAUUAGAGAUUUGUUUUGGAGGUGCAGGGUAGAAGGGAAAGAAAUCCCGCUGUUCUUUGGUAAGGAUAGAAAAAUCAGAGUUUCUUUUCAAAAAGGUGCACAAUAUUGCUUAAAAUGCCUGUAACUUUCUUUGUCCUAACCCUAACAUUGCUUACAUUAACAAGCAAUAGUUAAUUUAGUAGCAAGUUGGAUAAUUCUGAUCCUUUAAAUUUUCUGUCACAUUGGCAGCCAUUGUCUGUGCCUGAUCAAGUUGCUGUUUCCUGUGUUUGAGUAAAGAGCAAGAACAAUGUAAUAGUAAUGGCUUAACUGACCAGAGUAUUUUUUUUUUUGCCCAUUUAUUAAAAGGUGGAGAGGAAAAUCAGUAUUUACACAGUAUCAAACUGAUUAUGAACUAAUUGCUGAUGUUGAAACAGUGCAGAUUUAUUUGGAAUGUGAGGAAUGGCUUGGCACAAAGUUGAGGAGUAAUGGUUUGGAAGUUAUAUGCAGGAAAAAUGUACCUAAUUGACAUGGCCUGGUUUAAAGUCAAUUUUACCCCUGUUUUAAAUUACUUUCCAGUUUACUCUCUUGUCUUAACUGAAUUGUAUUUGGUUUAUUAAAUUAAUUUUUAUUAAUAUCUCAACAUAUAUCCAAAUUUUUUUAUGCUGGCCAUCAAAUUUAGCAGAGGGUAGAGUCUUACUUAAAAAAGACUCAUUAAAAACAAUUUUAAAACAUUAUUACAUUUUUAAAAGAGAGCUAAUCCAAGUGAAUUCAGAAAACAUAGAUUAACUGUGAAGUGCUCUUUUGCUGUGAUAAAUCUUGUGUGAAUAUUCCAAAUAAUACUUUGUAGAAAGUACUUUCUCAAAAUGUGGGUUAUCAGUGUGCUGGUGUACAGUGCUAUUGGUACCUUCAAUCUGUACUUUUACACUGAAGUUAAUCCUUUCUCAGAGUUUGUAAAAUUUGUUUAGAAGAAGAUUCUUUCUGCCCUCCACUUCUGAAGACAGUAGAAUGUGAUUCCAUCACCCAUUUGGUACCUUGCUUGAGUAUCCAUAUGUGUGUCUGCAUAGUGAGCAUUCGCACGCUUAUCCAACCAAAGUGUUGAGGAGAUCUAGGGUUAUUUCACCCAAGCAUGAUCUUGACUCCACACAACACAUACACAUAAUCUUGAACAAUUGUUGAAAGAUCACGUUGGCUGUUGUUUUUCCUCCACAGUCUAGAGACAUUGUGGAUAACUAAAGCCCCCGCUCAGACUGAUAUAAGCCAACAGAAAUUAACAGGUAUCAAACUUGGAGCUUUGCUGCUCUAUACUGGGUAUCACAAUGUUACUGUAAUGAGUCAUUGGAGAAGUUCCUGUGCAAAUCUUUAAAUCCCAAGCUGCUUGCCAGUUUCCACAGAGGGACACAUAGUAUAAAUCUUUUGACUGGUUCUACAACAAUCACUGAUGUCUAAAAGUUGCUAGACAGAAUCUCCUUUGAUAAAGAAGUCUUUAACUUGGUUAUGAUUUGCAGUUCACAGAGUAAAUACUGCAAGAAAAGUAAUUCCAUAGUUUUGUUUUUAAUGACAGCAAUGCAACGCAUCUAAGUAAAUUUCCAAAUUGCCAGCAGGUAUGGGAACUGAUAUAACUUUUCUGCCCAUUUAUAAAAUAACUUGUCUGAAUUUAUAAUAUGUCCCUGAAGCUAUAAAAUUGGCUGUUGUUUUCUGAAGACAUCUACCCACUGCUAACUGUUCCAAAAAGUCUUAGCGUUUAUGCUUUAACUCACUAUUUUCAGUUUCAUACAAAAUUACUGCAUUGUUUUUAGUUUUGUUAUUUUACAAAAUGUGUGAAUAUCACUUAGCUACUUAACAAGCCAUUUAUUUAAAAAAAUGUGUACUGAAACCGGUUGUUGAUCAGGUUAAUUAUUGUUUUUCCUAUUAACUGAAUCAAAUUGACCUAUUCUUUCAUAUAUUCAGUUUUGGCCUUUACAAAAAUCUACAAUAACAGUGAAAUUAAAUGUCUUAACCAGAAACUUUAGCUUUUAAAAGGCAAAGACCUAUUAAAACUUGUGAAUCUACAAAGUUGCUGAUAUUUUUGGCACAGCAGGACCAUUGGCCACCAUUCUUUAGAGGUAUGAUCCAGUUGUACCUGGGAUAGCUUGUCUACAUGGUUUCCCAUUUUACCACAUGCAUAUUUUUGUAUGGGGUGGAGACUGAGCAAGUCACCUAAAAAUGAUUUUUUAUGCUGUACAGUCUUUUAAUUUUUUUUUAAAUUGCAGCCAAGCUUUGCAUUUGUCAUGUGCAGAAUACUUUUGGGGUGCCAGAUGAUCACCUCUGAAAAAGAGGAGACGGUUAAAAUAUCUGUAAACUCACGAGUGAGAGAAUGUGAUUUCUGGCAUACAACAUGAUUUAUGACAGCAGCCACAGUUUUGUUCAGUCUGAUUUUUAAAAAAAUCUAUAAUGGCAAGUGACCUUUUAGCUCAUCCACAGUUUAUUAGUGUGGAAUUGUGUUUAUAAAAAGAAAUUGGUGCCUUCAGUUUUGUCUGUGCCUACAGUGAUAAUAGAUAAUAUUUGUACUCUUUUUUUGUGGUGGUUGCCCUCAGGAGCGCAUUAAAACCAAAUGUU